AUGGAGAAGCCCCCAACACAGAAGACCUUCGCAUAUUCCACGCCUGAUCCUGCUUGGCGGUCCUCCCCGAGAUACCAAGACAUCCGAGAUGAACUCAUAGCUUUGAGAACCAAACGCUUUCUGCCCGACAGGCUUAGGGCUGGCCUGACUUUCGCUGAUUUCAAAGCCCAGCUCGUGAACUUCAAGGACAAGUACGACGGAAGGGUUGAGACUGAAGGCUACGAAAGCGCGGAGGGCCAGAAAGCCAACACUGUACGAUGGUUCUGGGGGCACCACAUGUGGUUUGGAGCCGGGCAGGAUAAGUUUGAAGUCAACGACCACAUGGGCGACAAAUGGAUUGAAGACAUGCUGGCCUGGAUUGUAGGCUAUAGCUUGAGUUUGGAAAGCUUCCAGGGUGCCCAGGUACUCGACAUUGGAACCUGGACAGGAUCUACGACCUACAUCCUGGCUGCCCUGGGCGCUGGCCGCGUCGUUUCUGUGGAGGAGGCAGUGAAAUACUCCAUGUUUACUCGCUUCGUCUCGGACUCCUACCAGUUGCCUGUGCAAGCUGUUGCACGCAGCCUCUAUGAGCUGGAAAUUGAGGCUCUGCACGAGGCUUUCGACAUCGUGUACUUUCCAGGUGUUCUGUAUCACUUGUCCGAUCCCCUGCUGGCCCUCCGCAUCCUCUACAACCGGCUGAAGAUCGGUGGAAUCAUCAUCGUGGAGACGGAGGUUCCCGUGGCCAAAGUGGAUCUCAGCUACGGGCCGAACAGAGGCGCAGCCAACAAGCUUUUCGCUUGCAGCCCGGACGUGCUUCGGGAGUGGUUGGAGGAUGCUGGGUUCACAUCCAUCGUCACGGGCACCCUGCGGCGUGCCGAGGCGAUUGCAAAGAAGGAGAAACAUCAACCCAUGAGGCAUCUCCCGCAGGGACAUCUGCUAGUGGUGCGGGAAGCGAACUUGAUGAAAGAUGAGGAAGUCGUGAUCACCGAAGCUCACGCUUCAUCCCGAAGCUCUGUCGUGACCACCGUGGUGACCACCACGGAAGCUCCCUUUCCUUCGCCAUUGUUUUCGGCGGAUUCCCUGAAUGCGGCAGCAAGAGUGUGGCAAUCCACGAGCCGCAACUACGAUUGGUGCUAUCCUGGCAUCUGGGACGGGCCGGAAAAGUCGGAUGUUGGCCUGAUCUACAUCAAGAUCCCCAAGACCAGCUCCUCAACGAGUGUGGCCAUCAAUGCGCACAUCGCCCACCAGGUUGGGAGACGCGUCUUGCCGUCCAGAGCAGCCAAAAGCGCAGAUCACGUGUGCGGGCAUUCGCAUGACCACUUCAAAGCCCAGACGGUGCGCAGACGCAACACCAGCCUGAUCUGGACAAUCUUGCGUGACCCGGCACGGAGGUGCGUUUCGGAGUUCAAUCACUUCAAUGUCGCUCGAAGGGGCGAGAAUUACAGUGACUUGAGGCUCCUGGAAUUCAUGAAGAGCUCUUGCCCAUGCCUCGAAAUCGACUACACUGCAAUUGGGGCUUUGGAACUGUGCCAGGCACAGAACGUGCAGAACCCUCUCGCAGAAAUCUGGCAGCACAUCUUGCGGCAUUACAACUUCAUUGGCAUCUUGGAGCGCCGCUGGGAAUCACUGGCACUGAUGAAGAUCUUGUGGAAACUGGAGACUUCGGACCUAAUCGUUUUGGAUUCGAAGCGCUCUGGCGGCUAUGACGAUGGCAAGUACGAAAAUAAGUGCUUCAAGAUUCCAGUUGCUAAAACUUUUACAGCCAUGAGCAGCACCGUCCGCAGCUACCUCAGCCAUGACUUUCUUCGCCGAAAUCACGACUACGCGCUUUACGCGCUGGCGAACCGAUCUUUGGACUUGACCAUUGACGCUGUCGGGCGCGACAUGGUCAACGAGGAGAUACUGAGACUACGUGCAGCACAAACCUACGCUGAAGAUAUGUGCCAAGACAAGGCCAUCUUCCCUUGCUCAUCCAAUGGAACCUCUCAGGCGGAUCUUGCACGUGCAAACUGCUACUACGGCGACAACGGGUGCGGACAUCCGUGCAUCGCGGAACUCUUCGACCGCACAACCAUUCCUGCGAAAUAUUUCCGUUCAGUCAUUGAGGAUGGUGAAAAAGGUCGGAUUCAUCUCGUCUCCAAAAAUCGGAUUAGCUUGUUUCGGAACUCAGCCGUUAAAGUCCAGAGACCCUUUAAACUUUCGAUGUGA
Symbiodinium natans is the source of this 2187-nucleotide messenger RNA. Lineage: Eukaryota; Dinophyceae; Suessiales; Symbiodiniaceae. The record is from the annotation of a GenBank genome assembly.